UAUGGGAGGAGCGGCGCGACUUCCCCACUUCUGCCCCCACUAUGUACUUUUUUUUUUUUUACAUCCCUGCUUACGUUUGGCUGGCAUAGCACAAGUUCCGCAUUCCCAAAUCCUCCCAGAUUGGGAUCACGUUUUAAAUCGGGCUGAUGCAACGAUUUCCACUUUUUAAAAUCUACUCUCGACCCUCGGCUGACCACAAGAAAGGACAGUUUUGGCACCUGGGAUCAAAGUCAGCUGUGGUCACGACCAAGUCUGACACGAUGCCAGGACAAAUUCCAGAUCCCUCGGUGACGGCAGGCUCCCUGCCCAGCCUUGGCCCACUGGCUGGGAUCUCAGCCACCACGCUGACUGACAAGCUCAAAUUCAGUGACUUCCAGGAGUUCAGUACGAUGUUGUCACCGCUGCACUUCCUGGACAGUCUGGGGAAGAGGCCCCUAGUCAUCAAGACAGAGAGAGAUGAAGAGGAUGACAGGAGGAAACGAAGGCGAGAGAAAAACAAAGUGGCUGCAGCUCGAUGUCGAAACAAGAAGAAAGAACGGACCGAUUAUUUACAGAAGGAAUCAGAGAGACUAGAGAUGUUAAACUCUGACCUUAAAGCCCAGAUCGAGGAGCUGAAGAUGGAACGACAGCAGCUGAUCCUCAUGUUGAACCGCCAUCGCCCCACUUGUAUUGUCAGCACUGAUAGCGUCAAAACCCCGGAGAGUGAGGUGAACCCACUGCUGCAGCAGCUGGAGGCCAAGUAAAGUUUACAGCAGAGAAGAAGAAUCGAAAAACAGCACUUAGCUUUGGCCUUUGGUCACGGAGGAGAAACCAGCCGAAUCCUCCAACCUUAAGUCAAAGAGCAUUAUACCAAAAAAAAAAA
Messenger RNA from Labrus bergylta (ballan wrasse), 862 nucleotides. RefSeq names its product Jun dimerization protein 2a (gene jdp2a). Lineage: Eukaryota; Metazoa; Chordata; Actinopteri; Labriformes; Labridae. The record is from RefSeq and is a predicted model, not a curated record. Gene Ontology annotation, molecular function: DNA-binding transcription factor activity, RNA polymerase II-specific; RNA polymerase II cis-regulatory region sequence-specific DNA binding. Gene Ontology annotation, cellular component: nucleus. Gene Ontology annotation, biological process: regulation of transcription by RNA polymerase II.